Molecule: messenger RNA, 1378 nt
Organism: Exaiptasia diaphana
Lineage: Eukaryota; Metazoa; Cnidaria; Anthozoa; Actiniaria; Aiptasiidae
Exons: 8
Coding region: 129-1049 (306 amino acids)
Source: RefSeq, a predicted model, not a curated record
UAUAGUYCGCGAACCGUGCAUUUUAUGUCAGUUGGGAAAAUCUUGUGUCUUUGCUAACUUGUGGAUCUUGUUUACGAAUUAAUUGAAUAGAAAACUAUCUUUAARGAAAGACUGUACUGAUAAAAAUCAUGCCAAAUCCAAACAUUUCUACUCAAGAUUGGUAUUACCAUGCUCCGUCUAAAAAUCCUACUACAUAUGAAAUGGAGGAGCCACCUCCACCAUCUCAAAUACCAGGACUGAGCAAUGUCAUUGAACAGCCUGAUGAAAUGGAAGAGAGGAGAUUUAGAAGAAAGUGGAUCCGAGAUACAGAUUCAAAGUACAUUCAGCUUGCCAAAGGAGGUGGAAGAAAGAAUCUUCUUAACUACAAGGAUCCUCCAAAGGAAACACAUUUGGCUGUUGGUUAUCCACGUGUAGAUUGGUUUGACCACUACAACCCAGAAUAUGAUCUUCCUGAACCUCAACCUGAACCAAUACGUAAUUCCAAAAAAAUGCAGCUUAGAACUCAACCCCACAGAGUGUUACCUGAAUGGUAUGUCCAUGACUUGCAUGAAGAAAAAGAAAGUAGAGAUGAAAACUUUGGUACAACAAACAACAARUCAAAGAAAAACGUCAUUUCAUUUGAUAACAUGUCAGCCUGGGAAAGGGAAGCCAAAGAUGAAGAAAUGGCAAGAAAUGAAAAUGCUGUGAAAUUACCUCAGCUACACCCUAAGAAACAAACCAAGAAUAAACAUUCUAAAGAUCUUCAAGCAUUUCCUAAAAGAAUGGUUAGACAGUCAAAUGAGCCAAGUGAACCAGUGGAUUUCAGGCACUUACUGUCAAUGGGAUAUCAAAAGGAUUGGUUUCAAGACCAAAACAGAAAACACACUGAAGAAAGACAGAAAAAACAAAUGGAAAGAAUGAAGCAAGUUGAAAAAAGGGAAACACAGAUAAGAGAUACCAUUGAAAUGAGAAGACCAAAAUAUAAUGCCACACAGGAUGAGGACAGACAUAUGUUCAAGCUAUCCAGAUUUCAGAAUGUUCAGCCACGAGUGGAAAGCUUUCGUACUUAGAUGAUAGCAUCGUGAUUAGAUUAAAAAUGGUAUAUUUAUAUUGCAUUGAAUUGUAAAAAGUAUGAAGUAGUGAAAAUAUAUUAUCUCAAAUUUUAUAUUAUAAUACAAUGCGAAAUUUCUUGCCAGGUUUUAAAGCUCAUGUAAAUAGUUUUUUUGACUUUUUUGUUUCUUGAUUCAGAAUUUGAUUUUAAAAAUAAAGAUAAAAAUCUUAUAGAGUGAAAAAAAUGUAGUUUUGUAAUGAUUGUGCCCUCCGGUUUAAGUGGCUAACCCUCUUCUCUCGUAGUAUGUUUCCCCAACCUUGAUAAUAUCAAAAUAUUGUUCAUAUUUGU